AUGGAUCCUACGCGUCAGAUGUUGCCGCCGUCGACUCCGCAAGGCCGAGAGCUUUCUGCUCGUACCUCAAGCACCCCAUUUAAUGCAACACCGCGCGAGAUGACACCGAACCCUACGCCCUCUCGAACACAGAACGUUCCUCACACAAGGUCCAUUGGACCUCCUUUAGUUGAGGGGAGAGACUGGUGGAAGCCCUCGGGCCCUCACUGGCUCACUGACGCUACUAAGUACUCUAAGUGCUCUGCCGAGCUGCUGUUAGAGUUGCUAGAGGAGGACCCCGACUUGUGGCAAGGCUGGAAGGCUGGUAGACACAGCGGCGGUGCUCAGCGACGUAAGGAUGCCAAUAAUAAGAUCAUUCAGCGGCUUUACGAGCGGAAAGCCCCUGUCAUGAAGACUGCAGGAGCGCUCAAUAACUAUCUCGCCAAGAUCUUCGGCAAAUGGCACGACGCUUGGAGAAUGGAACGGCCAUCCACCGGGGAUGGCUGGCCUGCAGAGAUCCUGUGUCCUGACAAGGUUAAGCGGCGUUUCCUCGACCCCGACGAGCUAUCGAGGUACCAGGAGAAGAUCUGCCGCGACUACCAGAGGUUGAGUGCAAUCAUGGAGGAGUCUGGAGGGGCUCCUCCGGACACGAUCACCGAUAGUUACGGCGCCGGCCCGAGUAACCCGACCUCCGACGCCCUCAUGACUCAAAUGGCAGCCCCUUCUCAACCUUCAUAUAUGUACUCAGACGACGAGCAGGACGAUGAAACUCAAGAACCAGAGACUCAGGACAUAGUUCAAGUCAUGACCGAAGAACCGACGCUCAGAACGAAGAACCUGGACGCCAACCCCCGAGAGUAUCAUGUCCUCAGUCUUGUCCACCAAGGCAGACCGGGACAGGGCUCUCGAGAGUACUAA
Messenger RNA from Trichosporon asahii var. asahii CBS 2479, 897 nucleotides. RefSeq lists its product as uncharacterized. Bases 1 to 897 code for a protein of 298 amino acids. The transcript has 5 exons. The record is from RefSeq and is a predicted model, not a curated record. NCBI's taxonomy places the organism in Eukaryota, Fungi, Basidiomycota, Tremellomycetes, Trichosporonales, Trichosporonaceae.